Molecule: messenger RNA, 894 nt
Organism: Marmota flaviventris (yellow-bellied marmot)
Lineage: Eukaryota; Metazoa; Chordata; Mammalia; Rodentia; Sciuridae
Gene: Mlf1
Product: myeloid leukemia factor 1
Source: RefSeq, a predicted model, not a curated record
GCGCGGCGGGGUCGCCGUUUUCCAGCCAGUCCGCGUCCCCUUCCGCCGCGCCGGCGGCUGCCAGGAUGUUCAGGAUGCUGAACAACGGCUUCGAGGACGACCCCUUUUUCUCUGAUUCUUUUCAUGCACACCAAGAAAAUAUGCGGCAGAUGAUGAGGAGUUUCUCUGUUCCAUUUGGGAGAGACAUGCUCAAUGUCUCUGAGUGUGGAGGGAGAGCUUGCGGCCACCGGGGAUGGGACGACAACGAAGACUCCUUUACUCACGCCGAUGGCAACCCUUUCCAGGCAAUGAACCGAAUGAUGCAAAAUAUGGGAAACAAUAUGCAGGAGUUACAAAGAAAUUUUGGUCAGCUUUCAAUGGAUCCAAAUGGACAUUCAUUUUGUUCUUCUUCAGUGAUGACAUACUCCAAAGUAGGAGAUGAGCCUCCCAAGGUUUUCCAGGCCUCCACUCAGACCCGUAUGGCUCCGGGAGGAAUAAAGGAAACCAGGAGAGCAAUGAGAGAUACUGACAGGGGACUAGAAAAGAUGGCUAUUGGCCAUCAUAUCCAGGACCGGGCUCACGUCAUCAAAAAGUGCAAGAACACCAAGACUGGGGAUGAAGAGGUCAACCAGGAGUUCUUCAACAUGUGCGAGAGUGAUGCACAUGCCUUUGAUGAUGAGUGGCAAACUGAGGUCCUGAAGUACAACCCUGGGGGGCGGCCACGCAAAGUGGAGAACACCAGGAUGCGCAGCGUCGGUCACGAGAAUGCAGGACCCCGGGAGGUGAAAAGAAGGGAUAAAUCUCAUCAUAGUCCAGCCCUUGAAAGUGGAAGAAAACCAAAAGUUUUUGGAGACAAACUCAACAUCAAAGGAUCACCUGUGAAAAUGAACAAAAAAUAAACAGCCAUGCCCUUGA